Equus caballus (horse) is the source of this 3357-nucleotide messenger RNA. It is a transcript of the gene KIF18B, whose product is annotated as kinesin family member 18B. Gene Ontology annotation, biological process: microtubule-based movement. NCBI's taxonomy places the organism in Eukaryota, Metazoa, Chordata, Mammalia, Perissodactyla, Equidae. The record is from RefSeq and is a predicted model, not a curated record. Gene Ontology annotation, molecular function: ATP binding; microtubule motor activity; microtubule binding.
GUUGGCGCGGGUGGGGGAGGGUGUGGGGCGUGCUCUCGCGUGCUGGGGGGGCUCCAGUCUGCGGCGCAGGGACCCGGCAGCGAGCCGGCGACACCAGCGGCGGGGAACCGACGAAGGGUGUUGCCAUGGUGAUGGCGGUGGAGGACAGUGUGGUGCGGGUGGUGGUGCGAGUGCGGCCCCCGACCUUGCGGGAGCUGGAGAGUCAGCGGCAGCCUGUGGUUCAGGUGGUAGACGAACGGGUCCUGGUGUUUGACCCUGAGGAGCCCGAUGGGAGCUUCCCUGGCCUGAAGUGGGGCAGCACCCAUGACGGCCCCAAGAAGAAAGGCAAAGACCUGACGUUUGUCUUUGACCGGGUCUUCGGUGAGGCGGCCACCCAACAGGAUGUGUUCCAGCACACCACCCACAGCAUCCUGGACAGCUUCCUCCAAGGCUACAACUGCUCAGUGUUUGCCUAUGGGGCCACCGGGGCUGGGAAGACACACACCAUGCUGGGAAGAGAGGGAGACCCUGGCAUCAUGUACCUGACCACCAUGGAGCUGUACAGGCGACUGGAGGCCCGCCAGGAGGAGAAGCAAUUCGAGGUGCUCAUCAGCUACCAGGAGGUGUACAAUGAGCAGAUCCACGACCUCUUGGAGCCCAAGGGGCCCCUGGCCAUCCGUGAGGACCCCGACAAGGGGGUGGUGGUGCAAGGACUUUCCUUCCACCAGCCAGCCUCAGCUGAGCAGCUGCUGGAGAUGCUGACAAGGGGGAACCGUAACCGCAAGCAGCACCCCACUGAUGCCAACGCUACGUCCUCCCGUUCCCAUGCCAUCUUCCAGGUCUUUGUGAAGCAGCAGGACCGGGUUCCAGGUCUGACCCAGGCCCUUCAGGUGGCCAAGAUGAGCCUGAUUGACCUGGCUGGUUCAGAGCGGGCAUCCAGCACCCAGGCGAAGGGGGAGCGGCUGCGGGAGGGUGCCAACAUCAACCGCUCUCUGCUGGCCCUCAUCAAUGUCCUCAACGCCCUGGCUGACGCAAAGGGCCGCAAGUCCCAUGUGCCCUACCGGGACAGCAAACUGACCCGCCUGCUCAAGGACUCCAUCGGAGGCAACUGCCGCACAGUGAUGAUCGCCGCCAUCAGCCCCUCCAGCCUGGCCUACGAGGACACUUACAACACCCUCAAGUAUGCCGACCGGGCCAAGGAGAUCAAACUCUCGCUGAAGAGCAACGUGAUCAGCCUGGACUGUCACAUCAGCCAGUACGCCACCAUCUGCCAGCAGCUCCAGGCUGAGGUGGCCGCCCUGAGGGAGAAGCUCCGAGUGUAUGAGGCAGGAGCCCAGGCUCCACAUCAGGACCUCCCACAGUCCCCCACAGCGGGCCCUCCACAAUCACUUGCCCCCCCACCAACCCGCCUUCCCAGCCAGCCCUGCACCCCAGAGCUCCACCCAGGGUCUGCAGUCCUUCAGGAGGAGAGCCUGGGGAAAGAGCCCCAGCUGGAGAGGGUCGUGGAAGAGAACUCUUCAGACCAGGAGCAGCCCCUGGAGGACAAGGAUGAAGGCUCAGCCCAGGAGGUCCCAAUCCAGGUGCGAGAGCAGAACCUUAGACACCCACCACCAGGGUCCCCUGGCCUGACCCUGCAGCCUAAGCCAGAUGCGGGACGCCUCUCACCACAGAACCCGAGCAGGGACCAUUCUAAGCAGUUGGCCCUGAAGGUGCUGUGCCUGGCCCAGCGGCAGUACUCCCUGCUCCAAGCGGCCAACCUCCUGACCCCUGACGUGAUUGCAGAGUUUGAGGCUCUGCAGCAGCUGGUGCAAGAGGAGAAAACUGAGCCUGGACCAGAGGCCUCGGAGACUCCUGGCCCAGCCAGGGGGCCACCUCCCGCUCAGGAGCUGUGUUCAGAGUCAAAGUCUCCCGGAUACUCUGGCCCCGUGACCCGGACCAUGGCAAGGCAACUGAGUGGCCUCAUGCACACUCUGGGGGUCCCACCUGGGCCUCACCGUACCCCAGCCCAGGCAUCUCAGUGGCCUAGGGAGAAGAAGAGGAAGAGACCAAGCCCCUUGGAGCCAGACAGCCCCCCGGCCCCAAAGCCAGGGAGCAAGCACCAGCGCCAGUCCUUCCUGCCCUGCCUGAGGAGGGGGUCCUUGCCUGAGGCUCAGCCUUCAUUCGGGACCACCACCCCCAAAGGAGAAAGGGCCUCCUCCCCCUGCCACUCCCCUCGCUUCUGCCCAGCCACGGUCAUCAAAAGCCGGGUGCCCCUGGGCCCUUCUGCCAUGCAGAACUGCUCCACCCCUCUGGCCCUGCCCGCUCGGGACCUCAAUGCCACCUUUGAUCUCUCUGAGGAGCCCCCUUCAAAGCUUGGUUACCACAAAUGCAUCGGCUGGGAGAAUGUCCCCCAGGAGCUGAACAGGCUGGAUCAGCCCUUCAUCCCCAGUGGACGCAUGCCUCUGUUCACCAUGAAAGGCCCCAAGCCAACAUCUUCCUUCUCUGGAACCUCAGCCCACAAGAAGAGGCGCAUUGUGAGUGCCUCAGUCUCCUGCUCACUAGGAGUUGCCCGGCGCCGCAGCCGCAUCGCCCGUCUGCCCGGCAGCACCUUGCGGCCAGCUGGGCCCCUGGCAAUCCCAGAGCCCCCCUCCAGCCCCCGCUGCCCUGGCAACCGGAGGAACCAGAAGGAACUGAUGGGGGUUGGGGGAGCACUGUCAGCUGGGAGCUGCGUUGCCAAGGUGUCCUGAUCACUGGCCCCUCUCGGACUCUGGAGUGGCCUGCACCCUGACUGGCCCCCCUCAGCUUGGAGCAAUUUGUGCCAACACCCUCUUCCUUCAUUAACACUCCUCCCCGAGCCAUUCAUUCUGCUACUACCCUCGUCCUUAAACUCUUGUUACACUCAGCUUCUCAGCGUGUAUAUAUUCAUUUGUGGGUGUUAACGUGUUGCCAUUUUAAAGGAUGCUGCCAUCUUUCCCCCCAGAUUAUAAUGCCCUCUGUGCAGGCAGGUGGCUUUUGGGGGCUUUGUCCCUGCCCCUAGUCUCACACAAGGCUCAGUGCAAUGACAGCCACUGCGCAGGGUAGGAAGGAGCCCCAGCACCAGGCCACAGUCCUGGCAAUGGUGCAGACAAUCAGUAGCAGUGCCUCGAUUUCCAAGUGAAGACAGCUUUGUUGUUUUUACCCUGUUGUAAACAGGACACAUUCAGUGUAAAAAGAAGUGUAAAGAAGAAAGGGAAGUUCAGUCUUAAUGUUCAGUCUUAAUGCUAGCCUGGAUACAAGAGCUGUUAAUACUUGGGUUUAUAUCCUCUGAUCCUUUAUUUCUGCAUAUUUACAUAUAUAUGUACAUGUAGAUAUAGCUAUAUAUUUUUAUUAUAAUGAUGAAUAAACCAUCUCCAUCCUGGG